AUACAUAUAUCAAUCAAUCAAGAUCACCACCACAAGGCAAAAUCUAAACUCUCUCUGCAAAAUUUCUGCUAACUUCUUCCUCCCAUUUUCUUGCCAUGGAAAUCGAUUCCGCCACCAACGGAAACUCUGACACCGUCAUGACGGAAUCCGCCGCUACGAUCACUCCGUCGCCGGUCGUCGUCUCGUCUUCGAGAUCGAAUCAAUUUACGGAAUCUCUCAAGCUUGAGCACCAGCUCCUCCGCGUUCCUUUCGAGCAUUACAAGAAGACGAUCCGUACCAAUCACCGUUCUUUCGAGAAAGAGGUCUCAACCAUUGUUAACGGCGUCGGAGAAUUGGCUGAUUCCGAUUGGUCUAAAGACGAUACCGUUUCGCGUCUUACUUGCCUUGUUACUCGAUUACAAGGCCUCAAACGAAAGUUGGAAGAAGGGAGCAAUGUGGAGAAUUUGCAAGCCCAGAGAUGUCGUGCUCGCAUCGAUCAUUUGGAUUCAGUAGAUGUGGAAAAUAUUACUGAAUGGAAUAAUACCAAACUGAAACGGAUUCUUGUAGACUACAUGCUGCGGAUGUCAUAUUUCGAGACUGCUACAAAGCUUUCGGAAAGCAGCAAUAUUAUGGACCUUGUCGACAUUGACAUAUUUCGAGAAGCUAAGAAGGUGAUUGAUGCCCUUAAAAAUAGGGAGGUAGCUUCUGCAUUGACAUGGUGUGCUGAUAACAAAACGCGGUUGAAAAAGUCAAAGAGCAAAUUUGAGUUCCAACUAAGGCUGCAAGAAUUCAUCGAGUUGGUACGAGUUGAUACAGCUGAGAGCUACAAAAAAGCAAUCCAGUAUGCUCGAAAGCAUCUGGCAUCAUGGGGAACAACCCAUAUGAAAGAAUUGCAGCAUGUUCUGGCCACUUUGGCUUUUAAAAGUACCACAGAAUGCUCAAAAUAUAAGGUUUUGUUUGAACUACGACAGUGGGAUGUUUUAGUUGAUCAGUUUAAACAAGAAUUUUGCAAGUUAUAUGGCAUGACGAUGGAACCCUUAUUGAACAUCUACUUACAGGCAGGCUUGUCUGCGCUGAAAACUCCGUAACGAUCAAACUCUAUCAAAAUUGAUGUUUUUGAUUGUCUAUUUUCUGCAUCUGAUAAAGGGGCAGAAAGUAAGUUUUCGAAAUGACACCCUAAUGUGAUUCUUACUGGUGGGUUGCGUUUGUACCUUGAUAUGACUCAGAUAUGGUUUAGAAGAAGGUUGUACCAAAGAGGACCCUCUCUCACAAGAGAACUUUCGGAAGCUAGCUUUGCCUUUACCGUUCUCCAAGCAGCACCAUUCAAAGCUUGUUUGCUAUAUUUCUAAGGAGCUAAUGGACACAGAGAACCCACCACAGGUGCUGCCCAAUGGCUACGUCUACAGCACCAAGGCUCUCAAGGAAAUGGCGGAAAAGAAUGGAGGUAAAAUAACAUGUCCAAGGACAGGGCUUGUCUGCAACUACACGGAGUUAGUUAAGGCAUAUAUAUCAUGAACCCAUAUGCUCAUAAUCCUCACUUUGGUCACCUUUUCAAUGGAUGACUGGGAGGACAGUAUUAAGGCCAAAGAAACUGAAAUUUCCAACUUUCUCCAUUACUCUUUGUGAAUAUGCACUUGCAGAUAAAACUUUGCAUCACUUUAGAAACAGCUCGUUCCUUUGUAUAUCAAGCCAUUUCUUCAUUUCAGUCUUAUGACAAUUUUCUAGUCAACAUGGUUUUAGUGGAAACAUGUUUGGCUGCUUUGCUCUGAUAUUUUUAUUCAUGUUUUUCUUCUUAUCCACUAGUAGUUUCUGUAUAAAUCAACCGGCAAAGUACACUUUAUUGUCCCACUACCAUUUCACAAACCACAGUUCCGAUUCUACUAUCAGUUUCCUCACUUGAGGUGUAUAAUUUGGUUCUGUCUGGUUUCAUCUAUUUGGAUACCAUCCUGAUUCAACAUGUUCAUCAUUUCUCUUUUGUUUGUUGGCUUCGGA
Arabidopsis thaliana (thale cress) is the source of this 1971-nucleotide messenger RNA. Its product is annotated as LisH/CRA/RING-U-box domains-containing protein. The coding region runs from base 96 to 1067 and encodes 323 amino acids. The record is from RefSeq and is marked reviewed. Gene Ontology annotation, biological process: proteasome-mediated ubiquitin-dependent protein catabolic process. Gene Ontology annotation, cellular component: cytoplasm. Gene Ontology annotation, molecular function: ubiquitin protein ligase activity; ubiquitin-protein transferase activity. NCBI's taxonomy places the organism in Eukaryota, Viridiplantae, Streptophyta, Magnoliopsida, Brassicales, Brassicaceae. The transcript is spliced from 6 exons.